Messenger RNA from Aphanomyces invadans, 764 nucleotides. RefSeq lists its product as hypothetical. The record is from RefSeq and is a predicted model, not a curated record. The transcript has a single exon. The coding region runs from base 16 to 555 and encodes 179 amino acids. NCBI's taxonomy places the organism in Eukaryota, Oomycota, Saprolegniomycetes, Saprolegniales, Verrucalvaceae.
UGCUUCUUCGUCGUGAUGCCUCACGCGCCGCCAUCGCCGCCGCCUCUCGCUGGCAGUGCCGUGCCCUCGAGCCCGUCCAGCGCCGUCGUUCCCCCCGACCUUCGUUGUCGCUACGCGUACAAAGAGUGCAAAUUCCCGCGAUCCCAGCGAAAGAACGGCAAGCUCCAUUCACUCUGCGAAGCCCAUCGGCGCAAAGCCAACUCGGUGCAAAAGCUCUAUGCGAUGAAGCGACGAAAUACUCACGUCCUUAACUCCACACGACCUCGACCACCGGCGACAACCCGCCCGACCAUGACCAUGUCGCUGCCAUCGACACUCGUCCACGUGAAACGAGAUGCCGCACACCACCCCUAUCGCCCCACCUACUACCACCCGUGCCCCCACUACGACCGCCUAGAAGAUGACACGUACUUGCGGUUGAUGGAGAUCAAGCGCCGCAUUCACGACGCAUGGGAACGGAGGACGUCGCCGCAUCCAGUGUGCGACUAUCACAGCUCGACCCCCACAUCCACCUUUUCUUAUGAACCACCGUCCUUGUACGCAGCGCAGUAUUGAGCGAUGCCGCCGUCGUCCACCUACUUAAUUCAGCUCCAAAUUGCCGCUUUCCUUCUGCUGAAUUUCCUGGACCGCUUGUGGCAAGCAGCGGUUGUCUCGUUUCGCUUGAUUUGUACUAACGAGAGCCAAAUUGUACUAGAAUUUGGACGAAUUGUAGUUAGUACAACGUACUAGUAGUAGCAACAUCCUAGUAGUAGUAGCCAAUCCAC